Messenger RNA from Mixia osmundae IAM 14324, 2082 nucleotides. RefSeq lists its product as uncharacterized. The record is from RefSeq and is a predicted model, not a curated record. The transcript is spliced from 5 exons. NCBI's taxonomy places the organism in Eukaryota, Fungi, Basidiomycota, Mixiomycetes, Mixiales, Mixiaceae. The coding region runs from base 1 to 2082 and encodes 693 amino acids.
AUGCCGCUGACGGUCAAAGGCGCCAUGCCGAGCGCAAGCACGAGCGCGGCGCCAGACUGGCAUCCGGCAGCGGCAUACCACUGGCUCGAUGCUAUACUCAAAGAGCCUGGUCGCAACGCAACGUCCAUGACAGCGGAGGGCGUCUUUGCGCAGCUGCAGAACAUCUACCCGCCUGCUAAGCUCAGCGAACACUGUAGAAUUGUCAUGAGGAACACCAUUGCCGACAAGCUUGCUCUUUUGACCCGCGAGCCAAGCACUGCUCCUCCCACACCUAUCCAGCUGAAGUCGCUGAAGUCUACGCAUGCGACUAUGCCAAUGUCUCAAGUCAAGCCAGCUUCCUCGCAGUCCUCUUCGCCAGGCAAAGAUGUCAAACCAGAUGCCACUUUUAUCAAGAAGAAUGCUCAUCUACUCGAUCACGACCCUGUCUCGCUGAACCGGGUAGCACAAGUCAUCAAGUCACUUCUGCCUGCGCCUAAUCAGAAGCAAGCGGUCAGAGAUGUGGGUGCUAUCGAAUUUGGACUCGACAGAGGCACGCGCAAUCGCGCCCCUCCAAAAGUGUUUGCCAACCUGGGCAAGUACGUCCAUCACGACACUCGUGUUCAGCCUCAAUCCUCGCAAUCUGUGAAGCAUUCUGCAUCUGUCACUUCGCUCAAGACUGCGGCAGGGGAAGUUAAAGCAAAGAAAGCGCGUACCUCCUCUGUGCCGCCCGCAAAGGCAGGUCUCAAGGACUUUGGCUCGGCAAAGUCAUCGCAAAAAGUCCGACCGUCAUCCAUUGUGAGCAGCAAGUCAAGCCGCCUGGGACCCGAGCUGGUGGACAAGCAAGGAAAGCUGCCGAAGAACGACGGUGCCUCUCCCAAAAAGUCGGCAAGCGCGCAGCAGCCGCCGAGCUCCAGCGUCAGAGCAUUCCAGGCGAUCAAAGAUGUGACAUCAUGGAUGAGCCAUAGGAAGAAACCAUCGGUGAAGAAGUCGACGCCGGUGAGCGACGAUACAGGUGACGAUACUCUUGAUGAGAGUACCGAGAGUGAGUCUGGCGGCACGAGCGACGACGGUCCGCCCACAAAUGGGCUCAAGCGUAAAGCCAAAGCAAAGUCUGGCGCGCCGGAUCCCACGCAGAAGCCCAAAGGCGAUACGAGUCUCGUCAAAGAUGCCAAGAAACGUCCGCUUAGCAUGCCGACCUUUGCAAGCCCAAAGGUACAAGCCGGCACAGCUAAGCCCGCUACUCUCAUCAAGCAGUCCUACGUACGCCCACUCUCAAACAGUGUUGCGCCUGAAAGGAUGGCACUAUGCUCGUCCAGCGCAAAGCAAGUCCCACCUAUCGACACAGAGGCAAAUCGCCAGAUGGUCGAACGAGCACUCCUUUGGCAGCCAAAGCUCACAUCGCACGACCCGCUCGACAAACGUCGUACAAGUGCGGAUGACGUAGUUGGCGAGGAUGACGGAUCUGAAGAUCCUAUAUUCGACCGUAUCGCCUUGCACGUCAGUCGGGAUGGUCGACUGUCUCCUGCGAGUAAGCAACUCAAGGCGAGCGAGACUGCCGAACGCGCCGUUGCUGCUGGCCAGCUGCCUUCUAAAUCGACUAGCCCGAUGCCCAUGGCUGCUGCACCGGUCACAUUGCCCGCAGCUGAAGAUAUGACAGCCAAGGUGAAGGCUCCUGCCCGUGACGUCAGCACAGACAAAGGAGAGAGUAGCGACGCAGAUGCUGCCUAUCCAGCGCAAAAGAGACCACCUUCUACGCCUUAUCCGCGACCGACGAAUUUUUCAGGUGAUGAACCCACCGAGGCGCUCGCGGCAGCAACAUCACCUGUCGAGUGCAGUUCGAACAAUCACAAUGGCUCGCCCAUCAGAGAAUCAUCUGCCUCCAUAUCCCCCUCGCUGUUUGAGCGUAUCGAAGCAGCUACACAUGGCGAAGAAGCUAGCACCACGCUUCGGACAGAUGCCAGAAUCCGGGUCAUCUGCGAUACGACAGAAGAUGUCGACAGUGUAAAAACUGGCGAGAACGCCGUCUUGCCGGCUGCCAAGGCAUCUCAAGCUAACGAUCCCGGCGAACUCAAGACGGACACUGACGAUCACCUCGCAGGCUGA